CCGAGAUAUGCGAGCAAUAGAUAUUAGGCAGCGCCAUCGAGCGUCAAUCCAGAUCCUCCGUAGAUACAGCGUAACCGGGAAUCGGAGCAGCCAGCGAAUCCCGCGGGAAACGGACGUCACUCCGGGAAGUUUUUCGCUGAUAAGAAGUUAUUUAUCUUGGUUUUGAUAUCAUCAAAGUAGCCAUACUUGAACCCCGGAGCUCCAACAUUCUUCGUUCUGUCCCACGUCACAUACUCUUUCUUGUACAUCAACCUCAUCUCCGAAGAUCUCAAAUAAGAUAGAACAGACGAAACGUCCAAUACAAUGGCAGCAUCCGCAACCCAGAUCGGCUGGGUACGUACAGAUUACUCGGAAUCCGAUCUACCUCCAUGGAAAAUGACUCAGUAGACUGACAAACAGCAAAUUCGCAGUACGGCCUCGGGUCCAUGGGCCUGGCCAUGGCAACAAACCUCCAAAGACACCUAGCGGCCAAGAAAGCCGUCAAUCUGAUCUAUUCCAACCGAACCAUGUCCCGAGGUGAUCCCCUAAAGGCACUCGGCGCAGUUCCAGAGUCUAGCUUCGAGAAGCUCGUCGGACGGUGCGGAAUCAUCUUUACCAUGGUAUCCGACGACACAGUCCUCAAAAACCUAAUCUCCUCCGCUCUCAACUCGGGAGAAUCUCUCUCCAGCAAAAUUUUUGUCGACUGUUCCACCGUUCACCCAGACACAAUUUGCGCCACGGCCUCUCAGCUGAAAGAGAAGGAUGCGGUUUUCCUCUCCGCGCCAGUGUUUGGUGGUAACCCCAUCGCCGUUGCAGGGAAGCUCGUUUUCGCUAUUGGUGGGCCCAAGGAGGCGAGUGAGGCUGUCAAGCCGCUCAUUCAGGAUGUCAUGGGGAGGAAGAUCAUCGAUUGCGGGGAGGAAGCAACGAAGUCUUCUCUUUUGAAGAUUGCAGGGAAUAUUGUCACAGUCAGCCUUAUGGAAGCAGUCGGUGAAGCUCAAGUCUUCGCAGAGAAAACCGGUCUAGGAACCGGUCCAAUGGAAGAACUCAUUGGCGAUGCCUUUGGUCCUGUCGCCGGGGGUUACUCUAAGAGAUUAACAACGGGAGUGUACGCUCCACCACUCGACUCCCGGCCGGGAUUCGGUGUCUCCCUAUCAAUCAAGGAUGCGAAGCACGCAGCUGCCAUUGCCAAGGACCAUGGCGUCGAACUUCCAGGUCUUCAGGUUGCAGAGGACAAUAUGGUCGCUGCUAGGGAGUAUGGGGGUGAAUGUCUGGAUAGCAGUUCCAUGUAUGGCAUUCUAAGACAGAGGGCCGGGUUGGCCUUUUGGAAUGAGAAGAGUAGGCAAGGGGGAAAGUAAAAUGGAAAUACGAGAUACCAAAUAAGGGGCUUUAUUUUACGGUCGUAUAUAGAUUUCAAGUCAAGGGACACAUCUGAGUACCGGAUACAGGUAGGUGGUUUUGGUUAUAACAUUGGAAUAAUGCCACUAUACGAAAUGGAAUUUCUAGAACCAC
Molecule: messenger RNA, 1488 nt
Organism: Monascus purpureus
Lineage: Eukaryota; Fungi; Ascomycota; Eurotiomycetes; Eurotiales; Aspergillaceae
Source: the annotation of a GenBank genome assembly